Molecule: messenger RNA, 870 nt
Organism: Chironomus riparius
Lineage: Eukaryota; Metazoa; Arthropoda; Insecta; Diptera; Chironomidae
Source: the annotation of a GenBank genome assembly
AUGUCGUUCGCAGUAGAAUUCGUCAAACUUGAAAUAUUUACAGAAGCAUAUUUGAGAGGUCUUGUUAAUGGAGCAAGAGAGGAACCUAUUUCUAAUGAACAAAAGGAAAUUAUGAAUGCGCAACUUCAAUGUGAUUACGAAAAAUGGGUUCAAAAUGGACAAGAUUUGACACCAGUUAUAAUGCAUCACCGAGCAUCAGUAGAUGAAAUCACAAUAACAAUAAAUGAUGUAUUUGAACAAGUAGAAAAACUGGAAUUGUCAAAUACAAAUCCUCAUUUAAUUGGUGUUCAAUUGGAUUUUGCUAUGUGUUGCUUGAGACGAACAAUUGUAAGUGAAUCUGAAGAGUGGGAUAGAAUUCAAGAGAUAGUGGACAGCAUCAAUUCAAAAUAUGUUGAAAUUUGUAACAAAAUUGAUAAUUUAGCGAGCACAUCACGAAAUACAAGAAUAGUAUCAAUGUAUCAAACUCCAUUGAGUGGAUAUUAUACAACAUCAUCAACUGGAUCACAAGUGUAUUAUGUACCUCAGUAUCAUCCACAAAUGUCACCUUAUUUUAUUCCACAAUAUCAAAUUCCGCAGCAGUUUCCAACAAAUUCUAGUCGAGUUCCAGUAAUUCAGAAUAGAAAUUCUGGUCCUGCUACUUCCUCAUCUACUCGAAAUAAUACGAACACAGUGCAAUCAUCAUAUCAAAAUAAUCAAAGUGAUUAUGCUGUUGUUGGACCACACGAAGGAUCUCAUAAUUGGAUGAGCAAAUUAGCGGCGAAGUACCAGCCUGUCAAAAUUAUCAGAAAUAGAGUUGUAAGAAGUAUUAAGAAUGUAGUUCCAGAAUUAAAUGACUUAUUGAGAAUGAGCUAUGAAGAUAGUGAUGAAUAG